AUCCUCUUGUUGUGUGGGCAUGUGUUCAAGUCCUAAUGUCGUGCAUCCCGUAGGUGGCGACGAAGAAUAUGAUUCAAAACCGAUACCAUUGCGGAAGCGACAAUGCCGAGACUUGCCAUUUCUUGCCUGCUAUAUAUUAUUCGUUGCUGCAUUUGUUUCAAUAUCCAUGCACUGUUUUCAGAAAUGUUAUCCGUCGUAUGUAUGGGCUGGGACCGACUCAUGGGGGAACGUUUGUGGAGGCGAUCCAAGCUCUUCGCGUGUGGUUGAAGACGUUAAAGGAUCGGGCGACGUAAAGGCCGAUUCGACGUAUUUGUGGAGAAUGCAAUGCAUCAAUACAACCUUGAGAUUCUGCGUUAAAAAAUGUCCUGAGUGGUUGGAGAACUCGUCUAUGUGUUCCAACAUAUUUUGGGAAAAUGGCUACAACUUUAUCAAUGAUACAACAUUGAUAAAUGGAUGUGACGACGCGUGUGCACCAAAACGAUUGAAUGCCAGCAACAGCAUCGUUAUAUUGAACAGAUGUAUAAAGGAGACACUAGUGGAGGGUGGUUAUGUCGAAAUUGCAGAUUUCCUCACUAUUUUCAGUUACGUCAUUGAUGAUAUAAUAAGCAGUCUGAACGCAAGCGGAUCAAUUUUCGUACUCAUACUUAUCGGUAGCAUAUUUAUGAACAUGCUUCUCGUUCGCUUUCCGAAAUAUGCAUCGCUGUGCUGUUAUGUGACAUCCUUCUUAAUGACAUCACUGGCCUGCUCAUACAUGAUAGCGCAUGUGGUCAAGUUACUUCCCGGCAUGACAGAUUAUGAAAACGCUGUUUACAACAAUAAAAGAUUAUUUACGACAUCGCGAACGAUUCCAUAUUUAUUAACAUCCGUGUUCUGUAUUUUUGGAGAAUCCUUUAUAAUUUACUGCUUGAUUUCAUCAAGAGGUAACUUUAGUAAAGCAAGGGGAUUGUGGCAUAGUGCAUCACUUUGCAUAAAUGAAAAUCCAAAAAUAUUGAGCCAGCCUCUGCUCACCUUAUUCAUAAAUGCCGGAGCAACUUUUCUCUCUGUUUUGUUGUUUCUCUCAGUAUUGGGCUGUCGAGAAAUCAAAGCAUCAGCAACAAAUCAAUAUGUUGAAUUCGAAGCUAACACUGAUACUUGGAUACUAUUACCAUUAUUGUUGUUCCAUAUAUGGUUUCUAGAAUUAGUUGGACGAUGUCAAGCAGCCAUACUAUCAGGAACUGCAGCAAACUGGUAUUUCAAAUCUCAUAAUCACCCAAUAACCACCGCUUUUCAAGAUGUACUGCGGUAUAAUAUGGGCAGUCUUGCAGCUACUUCAUUUUCUGGAAAUGCCACGGAGAGAAUCGAACUCUUUUUAAAUGGAUUCAACAGCACAAAGUUUCUGGGAUAUUUUUCUUCAUUGUCAUCUAUUUCCAUUGGAGUGUACGGAGAGCUGAGAGAUACUAUUUUAAAAUGUUCAGGAAGCAAACAAGUUGAAAGGGCAGUUACAAAAGCUUACUAUGAAACUAGAAACGCAAUUUGUGCAUUCAAAAUCGGUUUAACGUGCGCUUCAACGAGCCUUUUUCUUGCAUUGACAUCGAAUAUUCGAUUGUAUAUUCCUUCAGUCCUGAUUUUACUGUUUGGUUCAAUCGUUUGGCUUGUGGUGGGAAUUUUUACGGCAUCUUUACUUGAGACCAUCGCCGGAUUAGCUAUCUGCAUAUGGGAAGAUUUUGAAAGGAACAACGGAGAUGAAAGGCCAUAUUAUUGUGACCGUAAAGUUGCGCAUCUUUUACAUAAUGUUAUUCUUCCUUUACAUGCAACACAUAAAGGACGAAUACGGAUUAAAGAGCAAGAAGAGCGUAUAGAGAUUAUGAAACAAAAACCCUCUAAAGCUCAUUCCCGAAAAACGAGUGUUCAUAAACUCGCAAAAAAUACGAGUAGACCACUCGAGAAAAAAUCAACAAUGCGACAUGUAGCUAGCUCGCAUAUAAUCUUAAAAAGGAUUUGUCAUGUAGAAAGUCAGUUGGUGAAUUAUCAGUCUCCCUCUAGGGAAAACAUAAUACCUGGUGAAGAUGCAUGCCCCGUCAGUAACCAAUUUUUGGCAUGUGCGAAUAUUGAUAAUUCAUCACACGAAUUAUCAAUGUCUCAAAUAUCGACAAACAGUAUUGAAAGCGAAGAACAAAUGCUAGAAGCACAGCCUCCAGUUCCGUACUCACUCAACCAAAAAUAUGAAGAUGAACUUUCAGCAAAUGAUGAUAUAUUUCAACCUUCCAACAAUAGAAAAAAAUCUGCCAAUAUUUCAAUACGUACAACUGACUCAGCAGCUUUCACAGUGAAGACACGGUUACCCAAAUGGAGAAUUUUGGCACUUUCAACCGCAAAAAUGAUGCAGUACUCUAAAACAGACAAAACAAAUGAAAUAAAAAUCAUAAAAUCCAUUAAGAAGGAGGAUUCCAGCGAUAUAUGGGACGGUUGGUGGUGACAAAGACAUUCCAUCUAUUUUACACAUAAUAUAUACGUUUAUUCUCUUCAUUUAUUUACCAAUUAUAUUUUGAUUUGUCGAGUUUUUAAACACACAAAAAGAUGUGUUUGCACUUGUUCUUCAUUGUUUUCUAAUAACACCAAAAAACCUAGGGGGUUUGUAAACUGUCUCGUAACACCACCUCUCAGAUUUUGUACCUAUGGUAUGAACGGUAUGUUCAUUAAAGAAUUGAAUUGUCUUGAACAAAUUAAGAUAGAUGAAUUUUGCACGACACGAAACUCAUGUUGCGAGUUGAAACGGUAUCGAAUGGAAUUCUGGGAUUUGAUCAUAUUGUGAUGUUGAUUACAACUGUCCAGAGCUGCCUCCGCUAGAGUCAAAUAAAAGACAGCACCGAAAGUUAACGUGAAGAGUCGUAUAUUCUUAUAUAACUUAUAUAUGUAUAUGCUUAUUAUUUUUUAAUUUCAAUUAAGAACACUCACAGAUUUCCGUUCUUCUCUGUGCACACGUGCACGGUGCAAAUUUAAACAGUUCAACAAUCCAGGUCCUUCCUUCGACUGUUUCCCAACGGCUGUUCUUUUGUUUUCUAAAAUCCUCAACUAUUACAGUUUUUAUCUGUUUAUGAAGGAGAUCUCAUUAAAAAGUAUCUCGAUUUUUAAAUACCCAGAUGGCUACCUAAUAAAAUAUUGAACACCCAAAAGCCUGAAAACUUCAUCUGCGUAUGACAGUCUUUUGUGCCAAGUUUCGUUGAUGUGUGUUACUUCUCAAAUCCUAAAUAUAGAAUCGUUUAUAUACUGCCUUUUUCCUGAUAAUGUGUUUACUUGAAAGUUGAUUUGAAAUUUUUUCAAAUAUGCCUAUUGCCAUAAAAUCCGAAAAAAAUUUUCAGUCA
Molecule: messenger RNA, 3341 nt
Organism: Styela clava
Lineage: Eukaryota; Metazoa; Chordata; Ascidiacea; Stolidobranchia; Styelidae
Biological process (GO): transmembrane transport
Cellular component (GO): membrane
Molecular function (GO): transmembrane transporter activity
Source: RefSeq, a predicted model, not a curated record